Coniophora puteana RWD-64-598 SS2 is the source of this 1849-nucleotide messenger RNA. RefSeq lists its product as uncharacterized. The record is from RefSeq and is a predicted model, not a curated record. The coding region runs from base 96 to 1544 and encodes 482 amino acids. NCBI's taxonomy places the organism in Eukaryota, Fungi, Basidiomycota, Agaricomycetes, Boletales, Coniophoraceae. The transcript is spliced from 9 exons.
CGUCCACCCUGUCGUCCUCUCACCCUAAUCUCCUCCAACCCGCCGUCGACUCCGUCGCCCCAACCGUCCACCCUCCCCAGGCUCGGUCUCCAGAUAUGCAGGUAGACGACCUCCCCUGGCCGGAGCUUGGUAACGUCUCCCGUGGCGCGACGCGCGGCAACCAAGGGCAGAAGGGCGCCCUUGGUCCUCCCGACGCGGACGGCCGUUGUGUCCUCCAACUCCGCGUCCAACCAGGCGUCCUCUCCGUCAAGCUCAAUCGCAAGUCCUCCGAAUGGUAUCGCACGCUCGACAGCGAGGUCAACCGCGCCCUCAAGCUCACAAAGACCUACUGGCGCAAGGCACGUAGACGGCAGGACUAUGACGCGAGGGCGGACCAGGACCAUAUGGAAUUGCAUGAGUGGCUUCAGCAACUCAAAGACAAGACCAUGUCCCAUCUCGAAGUUCUCAUGCAAAAGGGCGAUAUUCAGGGUCCGCCAUACGUCAUGCCAGACGACAUCGAGCUUUCGUUCCUCCGCAAGUUCAUCGAACGACAUAACGCCGGUAUUCCUCACAACCCGCGUCUUCGCCAUCUCGGGCCUGGCGCUGCACCAAUUCCGCCUCCGGACGACUCGAUGGAUUUGUCGAUGGCGGAGCUGUCAGACGGAGGGAAUGGAUAUUCGUCGGCGAUUGUCAACCAACAAGUUGCACGCUUCCAGCCAGAAAGCAUUUCGAGCGUAUCGAGCCCAAAAUAUAACAAUCAAUCGCCCGCUACUUCCAAUCGUGCCCACCUGCUACGCACAAUGACCUCGUCACCAGCGACGGCAACCUACGAGCAGCUCGUGCAAGAUGCACAGACCUCGGGCCAGUUCCUUCAGGACUCCCGGACUGCGCUCAGUCGCGCGCAGGCACAGACUCAGGAGGCGUUCCAACGGUAUACUGCAUGUCUCGAGGCCGAAAACCGCGCACGGCGAGACGUCGCCAACGCGGAAUCGCACCGCGACGAAAUUAUGGCCGCCCUGAUUUCUCGCGCGCAGGGUGGCGGCGCACAGGGACCCCCACAAGUGUAUUCACGACAGCCCUCGUUACCCCAUGAAGACCCAUCUGGUGCAUCUGUCCCACCAGAGUAUCAUCAUAUGGCUGAACGGCGACAGUCGGCGGACGAGAUGAUGGUCCCAACGCAGCACACGCACACGCCCAAGCCGCCAGAAUGGCGAACUUCAGAACUCACCUCCGCGUACGGCGCGGCGGGGCUCGACAUGCAGCAGCAGUCGGAGAUGCGCUCGUCCAGAGACCCGGGCCCCACCACCACCAACACGCACACCUACAACAGUCAAGAGCGCAAACACUCGCGGAGCUGGGAGCAGCAGCAGCAGCCGCAUCCGGGGGCGUCUGGCCAAGUUGAUGUCGGUAGUUUCCAAGAUGAUCUUUCACUCCUACCCCCGCGCAAGCGACCACAUCAUAUGGUAGAGCGGAUCAACGUCCUCGGCCCCGCCCCACACCACCACCAACACCACCACCCGCACCACCCACACCACCACGUCACCCCGCUCAUGUCCCUGCCUUAAUUGUCACAGUGGCGCUCAAUCUGAGAAGCAUCGAGUAGGCGGAACAUUUGUCUAUACCUAGCGUUAUCUCCCUCUUGGAUGGACUGGUCGGUGGAACGUUUUUGGCUUGUUACGGGUUUUUUGGAUAUCAUUUUUCUUCACUCUCUUUCCUCACGCACACCCUCCAUGAACUCGCGCGCACCUCCCCUAUUAUUGUGCCGCUAUCUCUGUAAAGCACACCUCACGCUUACCCGCAUCGUUCUUGCUUGCUUACUGCUCCUCACUCUGUCUCCCCGUUAUCAUCUCGUUCCUGUAUCGCUCGCCCC